Molecule: messenger RNA, 1148 nt
Organism: Equus quagga
Lineage: Eukaryota; Metazoa; Chordata; Mammalia; Perissodactyla; Equidae
Gene: TMEM200B
Product: transmembrane protein 200B
Exons: 2
Coding region: 225-1148 (307 amino acids)
Source: RefSeq, a predicted model, not a curated record
GCAGAGCCCGCCACGCUGCAUCUGAUUCACUCUGCUCCGAGAGCCGGGCCCGGCCCUACCCCCCGCCCAGCCCUCCGGAUUACUAUUCAUAGAGCGCUCGCCGGGUCAGCCCGGGCUGCGCCCUGUGUUGCGUGUCUUGCCCCCACGCCAGAUCUUCGCCUCUCAGCAUCUUGCAAGGCAGACACCAUUAUGCCCAUUUUACAGAGCGCCCAGACGACGGCGGGAUGACGGCUGGGAGCCCCGGAGACUGCGGGGAGGUGCGGAGGAGCCCCGAGGGCCGCGUCUCUCGCCUGGGCCGCCGCCUGGGCCGCCGCAGGCGCCCGCGCUCCCCGCCCGAGCCUCUGCGGGUGCGGGCGCGACUCCGGCUGCGCUCGCCGUCGGGGGCGUUCGCGGCGCUGGGCGCGCUCGUGGUCCUGGUGGGCAUGGGCAUCGCGGUGGCCGGCUACUGGCCGCAUCGCGCCGGGGCCCCAGGGCCCAGGGCUGCCAAUGCCAGCGCGCCCCCGCUGAGCGAGCAGCGGCGCGAGGGUCGCGGCGCCGGCCGGGCCCACGGCCCGCACGAGCGGCUGCGGCUCCUGGGGCCGGUGGUCAUGGGCGUUGGCCUCUUCGUGUUCAUCUGCGCCAACACGCUGCUCUACGAGAACCGCGACUUGGAGACGCGACGGCUUCGCCAGGGGGUGCUGCGGGCUCAGGCGCUCCGGCCCCCCGACGGCCCCGCCUGGGACUGCGCCCUCCUCCCCAGCCCCGGCCCCAGGACUCCCCGAGCCAUAGGCUGCGCAGAGCCAGAAAGUUGGGAUCUGUCCCCGCGUCGGGGUACCUCACCCGUCCCGUCGGUGCGGAGCCUGCGUUCAGAGCCUGCCAAUCCUCGCCUGGGGUUACCUGCCCUGCUCAGCAGUUACCCGUUGAAGGGCCCGGGGCUGCCCCCGCCCUGGGGUCCACGGACCCAGACUGGCCAUGUGAUUAUCACCGUCCAGCCCUCUGGUUCCUGCAUCGAACAUUCCAAGUCUCUGGAUCUGGGCCUUGGGGACCUCCUGCUUGGGGCCCCAGCAGCUCGGGACUGUGCUCACAGAAGCUGGCCACGGCUGGACCGCCUCAGUCUGGGGGGUUAUGCCAAGUUGGGAGGAGGAGGUGACUUGGGGGCCCGGGUUUGA